UUUACGCAAAUUUUGAGCAAAGGCUGCAUUUAAGCAGCAGGAAAUUCGCAUGAAAAGAAUUUAUACGUAGUUGACACUUACUAUUGAUCAUUUUGUUGACCCAUAUUCCGUAAUUAAUUUAAUUGCAUCAUUUUGUAACUACUUCCUGGACCAACUGUGUGACAAUCUCAUUUAUUACUUCCUGUGAAACAAUAUAAAAAGCUGUGAUCUCGACUGUAUUGGCAUACAAAUAUUAUCUUAUAAACUAAUUGAUACAACAGCAGAUCGCAAUGGUGAAACUGCUACUGUUUUUCGCUCUUUUGCACAUAGCAUCAAGCGAAUAUAUUCGAGUGUGCUAUGUUACAAACUGGGCUCAAAACAGACAAGGGGUUGGACAUUAUAACAUUUCAACAGACUAUGAAGACAAGCUAUGCACGCAUAUUAUUUAUGCUUUUGCUAACGUUACGUCAGAUGGAAGUAUCUUACCAUAUGAAAAAACGGAUAUACCAAUAGGCUACAAAGCAGUCAAUGCCUUUAAAAAAAGGGAUCCCAAUUUAAAAACAUUAUUAGCUGUUGGUGGAUGGAUACACGGAUCAGUUGGAUUUACAGAUAUCGUAAAAACUCCUGAAGGUCGAUGGAAUUUCAUUACAAAAGCCAUCAGUUACUUAAAGAAACAUGAUUUUAAUGGCCUAGAUCUGGAUUGGGAAUACCCAGCACAGCGUGGUUCGCCACCAGGUGAUCGACACUUAUUUACUUUACUUUGUGAAGAGCUGAAGCGUGAAUUUUCUAAGCAUAAUUUAUUGGUAACAGCAGCUGUAGCCGCAGGUGUCCCAAGUGCAACGAUUUCAUACGAAAUAUACGAAAUUUCCAAGCAUCUCGAUUUCAUUAAUUUAAUGUCAUAUGAUCUUCACGGUUCAUGGGAAAGCUCAACUGGCCAUCACACUGACGCCAAUGAAGCUAGACCUAUUUACGAACACAGUGUGUACAUUUCAGUAGACUAUUGGUUAUCAAGUGGUAUGGACCCUUCUAAGCUAAUUUUAGGUUUGGCUGCCCAUGGUCGAGGUUGGUUACUUCGAGAUGGAUGCAGAGAAUGGAAUUUGGGAACUCGAGGAAGAGGGGGAAGCACACGCGGUAACUCAACAAGAGCAAGAGGGAUUUUGGCCUACUACGAAAUCUGUGACAUACAGUUUCAAAAUCGCAUCUGUACCUCUUCAAGUAGUGUUAAUGCACCAUAUGGUUCCAAUGGGCAAGAUUUUAUAGGCUAUGAUGAUGAAGAGAGCAUUGCAUACAAAGUUAAGAACAUUAUGAAGAAGAAAAAUCUUGGUGGCUUUAUGUUCUGGACUAUAGAUCUUGAUGAUUUUUCCAAUCAUUGUGGUACAGGAAAGUUUCCACUGAUUAAAGCAGCAACUGCUGCGGUGGAUCAAGAUAUACAACCUAGAGCAUGCCAAAACAUAACACACACUGGAGAAUGUCCUCCACCACCAACGUUGCCUCCAAAUAAGUGCAGAGUGAACCCUAUAGGUCCAUGGAAAGGCAGAAUUGAGGAAGAUGAGUGGUGUAAGGACCCAGACAAUUGUCCUAAUAGUCCAUACUGUGUGCAUUAUAAAGGAUGUACAAGCUGUGUGUGUGAAUGUGACGACGACGUGACAGGCACGGCACCUCCCACGAUAUCGACUGUUUUUACAAAGGCUUCAACAACCCUUCCUACUAAGUCUUCUACAACCUGUUCAACAACGUCUUCAACAACAUUUUCUACAAAACCUUCAACAACUCUUUCUACGAAGUAUUCUACAACCCUUUCUACAAAGUCUUCAACAACGCUUUCUACCUUAUCUAAAAUCUCUACUACAUCCACCGAAAGUCCUGUUUUACCAGGCGCUUGCACUGUCCCGACUGAUCAGCGAUUAAGACGAAGUUGCUACAUAAACCCACAGGGAUUGUGGAAAGGUGAUGCAAUUGACCUGUGGUGCAAAGCAAACUGUCGUUUUGUAAAAACAUGCGCAACCAAUAUGUGUUGCUGUGAUUCUGGUAACUAAUAAUUUUUAGUCAAAAGAAGACAACGACAAUAUAAAACACGAACGAUAACAGCAUCUAAAUGAAAUAGAGAUGUGUACACUUGCAAGAUUUAAAUGUGGUUCUGUUCACAAACCUGGUUAUGUUAAUAAAUUACUUAACAAACGAUAAUUUAGGGUUUGUAAUCCUGCAUUUAUAUUUAUAAGAAUAAGAUAUACUUUAAAAAUUCUUUUUUUUUAAUUAAAGUAAAAGUCAUUGUUGUACUUUUUUUGUUAAUUAAACCUUAACUUUUUGACCAUCCCCACUCUUUUUUAUGAAUGGGCACGGCAGGUUUAAUAGCAUUAAAUAGAAUGGGUAAUGAUAUCCGAUGCAAGAGAUUGCAUGAAUACUCUUUUUAACAAUAUUAUUGUCUCUGAAUGUGUGGUGUCGACAUAACUCUUACAUUGUCGAUUUGUAAAGGCCUGGUUUGUAAAAGUAGGAUUUAGACGUCACUUAGAUUUUCGUGGAAGUCCAGCGACUCUUGUCUAGUUGCGAUAAAAAAAAUUACAGUCCACUUCACAAGUAUAGAGGUAAAUUUUGAUUAGGAUAUAUUUUUGCAAAGGCAGCUAUUUCUGUUUCAAAUCUUGAUUCGCAAAAAAAAUAAAUAUUGCUAACCACCUUAUUCGUAAGAAUAAACGCAGCAAAAGUUUCUGCAACUUAAGUUGGCGUGGAAAAAAGGGAAAUAAAGGAGAGACAGUGGCAGCCUAAAAAUCAAUUUUAGGCUAGAGAAAAAAAAUUAUAGAUUUAUAAAUUCUAAGAUAACUACUUUAAUAACAAAUAAAUUACUACAUUUUACAACUAAGUAUCUAUAUAUGUUUCUAACAACAUUUUUAUAGAAUUUUCAUCGCUGUAUGGGGUGAAAAUAAGUAAGGUUUAAGAUGUACUUACCAGUAAGUUUUAUAAAGUAAGUUCUUUGCCUUGAGAUAACUAAGAAUAUUUUACUAUCACAGUAUGUACUGUAACAGCAUUUUAUAACCUUCGUUUAAACUUCUUUGAACUUAAGAAAUAUCUGUGACCAGCAACAAUAUUUUUUUCAUGCUUUGAGUCUCUUUUCCUCAACAAGCAACGAACUU
Hydractinia symbiolongicarpus is the source of this 3104-nucleotide messenger RNA. Its product is annotated as acidic mammalian chitinase-like. Gene Ontology annotation, cellular component: extracellular region. Gene Ontology annotation, biological process: carbohydrate metabolic process; chitin catabolic process. The coding region runs from base 270 to 2015 and encodes 581 amino acids. Gene Ontology annotation, molecular function: chitinase activity; chitin binding. The record is from RefSeq and is a predicted model, not a curated record. The transcript is spliced from 3 exons. NCBI's taxonomy places the organism in Eukaryota, Metazoa, Cnidaria, Hydrozoa, Anthoathecata, Hydractiniidae.